Physeter macrocephalus (sperm whale) is the source of this 6667-nucleotide messenger RNA. RefSeq names its product F-box only protein 17. Gene Ontology annotation, molecular function: protein binding; ubiquitin protein ligase activity. Gene Ontology annotation, biological process: SCF-dependent proteasomal ubiquitin-dependent protein catabolic process; glycoprotein catabolic process. Gene Ontology annotation, cellular component: cytoplasm; SCF ubiquitin ligase complex. The transcript is spliced from 7 exons. The record is from RefSeq and is a predicted model, not a curated record. Lineage: Eukaryota; Metazoa; Chordata; Mammalia; Artiodactyla; Physeteridae. The coding region runs from base 4341 to 5297 and encodes 318 amino acids.
CAAUUCCUGGAAAAGAGCACAUCAGUUUGGAUACGUUGUUAUAACCAUCUGGGGAAGAUGUCUGCCAUGCAUCACAGGUCCCUGGAAACCGAAUAUCAGUAGCAUUCCCCAGUCACUGUGACAACCAAUACAAUAUCCUCCACACCAAACACACACACACACACACACACACACACACACACACACACUCCCAAACAACCUAGCAGCAGGCAGUGCCGUGCUAUUCUGACCCAGCCAGUAGUUGGCAUUCAGCCGUGUUGGACAUGUUGGCUACAAGGCACCUCGUGGUCCUCAGGAGAGCAUCGCACACAAGCAUUUUGAAUCCCCAGGGCUCGUAUGGUACAUCACUUGAAGGUCCUUGCCCCUCAGUGAAGUCUGGCUGCCCUCGUUGUGUGAGGGGACCACCCCCAGCUCCAGGGAUCCCCUGUUUGCCAGUGAUCGGCACAUUCCUAAGGAGAGCCGACCCAGGGAACUACACUCUGGUGAGUUUCACGUCCAUACCGGGCAAGCCCGUGGAUUCGCUUGUAAAUUGCAGCUAAUUAUUAAUGCAGCUAAUAACCACCUGGGGCAAAGCACACCCUAGUCUCUAAAGCGUGUCUCCACAACUUCAGUUCUCUGUUGUGGGGGUGAAGGGGAAUCGGGCUUUGCGCCACGUUCACGGACCCGUGGCUUGAUACAGCCUUAAUCCUUAACAAGACCUUAAUCAAUUUAUUUCAAAAUAGUAACAGCUGACAUGAAUGGAGCACUUACUGGCAUUAGAUAGUAUAACAAGCAUUAGAUCGUUGAAGCCUCUUAACCCAGGGCAACCUCCAAGGAUUGUUUUGGACAUUAAAACACGAUGAUGGGAUUCAGUGCGAUGAUCCAGCUUAAAUGCUCAGCACGGGUGGUUUAGUAAGGGCUCAGUAAAUGUCACCAGAUGAAAAUAUUGUAGCUAAAUGGUUGCUCACCAUCUUUUUAUGGUGUGUAAUAAUAAUAGCAACUAACAUAAUUUAGUGUCUAAUAUUAUAUCAAUACCACUUUUAUUUAUGAGACACCAGCGAUUAUUUAAGCGCUUUACAAAUAUUAAUUCGUUUCAUCCUCACAAUAACCCUAUGAAGUGGGUAAGGUUAACAUCCUCAUUUUCAGAAGAGGAAACUGAGGCAUAAAAAGUUGAAGUGAUUUGCUCUUGAGGCUAAAGGCUUAGCUGGGACUCAAACCUAGGCUGGCUGGCUGGACCCAGGCAUGAGCAUUUCAUUCCUAAGCUCUCCUGCCCUGAUGGGGAAAUGAAAUACGUUUCUCAAUAGGUCUUGAGCUAAUCACUGAGUUCUUGUUAAGUAAAGGUGUUUCGCCUUGCUAUGCCUCAGUUUGCUCAUCUGUGAAGUGGGUUUCUUUAGGGAAGAAUAAAGUAAGGAAAUGGGAAGGAGGAGUAGGUGAUGGUCAUGAGGCCCUGAAAUUGUAAAUAAUGUGGCCAGGGACAGUCUCAUGGAGAAGUUGACAUUUGAGCAAAGAUUGAAGGGAAUGUGGAGGUGAGCAAAGAAAUGCUCUGGCUCCAGGUGGAGGAAACAGCCUGUGCAAAGGCCCUGAGGUGUGGAGGCCAGUGUGGCUGGGGCAGAGUGAGUGAGGGGGAGAUGAGGGCAGGGAGGUGAUGGGUACAGAUCGUGUGGGGCUUGUGGGCUGCAUUGAGGACCUUGCCCUGACCCUGAGUGAGGUGGAGCCACAGGAGGGCUCUGAGCAGGGCAGGGACAGGACCUGACUCAGGUGUUCACACAUGACAGCUGGGGAAAGGAGCAGGGAGACAGUGAUGGUCCAGGUGAGAGGUGAUGAGAGUGGAUGAGAUCCCAAAGGGAGUACUCAUGGCGAAUAGAGGAGGUUCAAAGACUCAUCCCUGGGACUUCCCUGGUGGCGCAGUGGUUAAGAAUCUGCCUGCCAAUGCAGGGGACACGGGUUCGAUCCCUAGUCUGGGAAGAUCCCACAUGCUGCGGAGCAACUAAACCCGCGCUCCACAACCACUGAGCCCGCGUGCCACAACCACUGAAGCCCACACACCUAGAGCCCGUGCUCCGCAACAAGAGAAGCCACUCGAUGAGAAGCCCAUGCACCCCAACAAAGAGUAGCCGAGUAGCCCCCGCUUGCCGCAACUAGAGAAAGCCCAUGCACAGCGACGAAGACCAAACGCAGUCAAAAAUAAAUAAAUGUAUUUUUUUUAAAAAAAAGACUGAUCCCUGACACUGAAAUCAGAGGGAGGAGGAAGGAACAGCUGAGGAGACUGACUAGGAGCCACAGGCAGACGGGAGGGUCCAGAGAGAUGUGCUGGCCCAGAGCCAAGUGAGAAGAGAGUCAGCUCACUGUGUCAGGUGCUGCUGACAGGUCAAGCAAGGUGAGGGUUGAACAGUGACUACUGGCUCAGCACCAAGGGGGGGUCACUGGUGACCUUGACAUUUCAGGGUAGAGAAGGAGGGCAAAGUCUGAUUAGAGAAGGUUUGAGAGAGAAUAUCGCUAGAAAAUAUGGAGGCAGUGAGUGUGACAACUUUUUGGAGAAGAUUUACUAUAAAGAGGAGCAAAGAAAUGGGGUCCGAGCUGGAAGGGGAGGUGGAGUCAAGAGGAGUUUAAUUUGUUUUCAAAUGAGAGAUGACUCUGUGUGAGCUGACGGGAAUGAUCCAGUGCAGGGGGGGAAGCUGAAGGUGCAGCAGAGAGAGGGGAGAACUGUGGGUCGGUGACCUGGGGUGGGAGCAGUCACGGUGGGAAAGCACAGGGCAGGGAGGUGGUUACAUGGGGCAGUGGGGGUCUAUGGACGUUCACUUCCCAUCGAUUUUAUUUUUUCUGCAGAAUAAGAAGCAAGGAGGGAAUUCCCUGGUGGUCCAGUGGCUAGGACUCUGCGCUUCCACUGCAGGGAGCACGGGUUCGAUCCCUGGCAGGGGAACUAAGAUCCCCCAUGCUGCUCGGCGUGGCCAAAAAAAAUAAAUAAGAAGCAAAGGGAGAGUGAAAAGGUGGAAGGAAGUGUGAUGUGUUGGGGAUAGGGGAGAAGGUGUGAAAGAGUUAUCUACAGAGAGGAAGAGCGAGAGGAUAAGAGAAAUGUAAUCUGAUUGCCAGGCAGCACUGUGGGUAUGCUUGAGCAUCAAGUGCACAAACUUAAAGUGAGACCAGCCAGUGGAGUUGUGUGUUGUUCUUCAGCUGCUUUCAACUGUGUGGGUACAGGCACAGGUAGGUGGAGGGCUGGAUUUAACCGGGGCAGGCGUAGGAGGAAGCCAGCGGAGGCAAGGGUGUAUGCAAAGAAUGUUUUAAAUGAUUAACCAAGGAAUUUAAGCUGGAUAAGGAAGAACUGAGGACUUGAGGGGGUGUGGGGCAGUGAAAAAGAGGUAGGGACAAAGGAUGGGAGAUCAUAGUGGGUUGGAAGGACUGUGUGUGUGUGGUGGGGGUAGGUCUAGGGCACUGGUGGGGAGAGAGCUGGAAAGAGAGGAGGUGAUGCGUGGAGAGUGAGAAGCCUGAGACUGAGGCUCUGAAGAGGCUGUGGUUACUGAGACAAAGUGUAGGUGCGACCACGGGAUGGAGGGGCUAGAAGAACAGCUGGUCAGGGAACAAGAGAGGCCUGGUGGCAGAAGGAAGGAUGGUCAUCCUGGAUAUGGAAAUCACCAUGAAUGUUGAUAAGAGCAGCCUGAGUGGCAGUGAGCCUGGAGCUAAAAUCAUGGAGAAGUGAGGGGUAGUCAUCUGGGUCAGCAGAUGAUGAUGACAAGGUGACAAACGAUCUACCCUGAUGAUGAGAUUCAUAGCUGCGGCGUUUGGGGGAGGAUGGAGGGAGAAUCUCUGGAAACAGCACCAAGGAGCAAGGAGAUUUACCCACUUGGAAGGCCCACAGGACAGCUGGGUUCUGGUUAGAGCAAGAAGGUGACAGGAAUCUUCAGUGAAGAGAUUGCAGAAAUAGAUUUUGCUGAAGGACAGGUCCUGGAUUCCAAAGGCCCGAGAGUUGGGACAGGUUGGGGAAUGGGGUGGAAAUGGUUUCCUCCUUGGUGGAUUUUUCUCAUGGGUCUUCAGUAUGCAUAUGGUCAUAUGUAAAGUGCUUAGCCAGACACAAGUGCACCAGCCAGAGACAGAAGCCGUGGUUAGCAGUCCUGGUGGGGUCGUGAUCAGGCCAGGGGUUUGUUGCUUGAGGGGGAAAGGUGGGGAGAAACUGGUCCCCGUCGAGCCAAGUGGCAGGAAAUAGAUGCUGGAUUUUCUUGGUUAUGGCAGUCCCCCGGUCGCCCGUGUACCUGAUGAGGGCACGGUCAAGUCGCAGGGGACUUGCGUCCUGGAAGGAGAGGUGGAGGGAGGCCGGGCUGCCCUGACCCGCCGACCCCUCUUGACCUGCAGGACUCUGGCGGCUGGAGAUGGGCGCCCGGCUUUCGCGGCGGCGGCUGCCCGCGGACCCGCCCAUAGCCUUGGACGCACUGCCGCCGGAGCUGCUCGUGCAGGUGCUGAGCCACGUGCCACCGCGCGCGUUAGUCACGCGCUGCCGCCCAGUGUGCCGCGCCUGGCGCGACGUGGUGGACGGGCCCACCGUGUGGCUGCUGCAGCUGGCCCGCGACCGCAGCGCGGAGGGCCGCGCACUCUACGCGGUGGCCCAGCGCUGCCCGCCCAACAGCGAGGACAAGAAGGAGUUCCCGCUCUGCGCCCUGGCGCGCUACUGCCUGAGAGCGCCCCUCGGCCGCAACCUCAUCUUCAACUCCUGCGGAGAGCAGGGCUUCAGAGGCUGGGAGGUGGAGCACGGCGGGAAUGGCUGGGCUGUGGAAAAGAACCUAAUACUGGUGCCGGGCGCUCCUUCCCAGACCUGCUUCGUGACUUCUUUCGAAUCUUUAAUCCACCUUGAAUGUGAUGUUCGAUGGUGCUUCAAGAGGCAGCUUGUGGACUUGGUGAUGGAGGGUGUGUGGCAGGAGCUGCUCGACAGCUCCCAGAUCGAGAUCUGUGUGGCCGACUGGUGGGGUGCCCGGGAGAACUGCGGCUGCAUCUACCGGCUCCGGGUCCGCCUCCUGGACAUGUAUGAAAACGAAGUGGUCAAGUUCUCAGCAUCACCCAACCCGGUCCUUCAGUGGACUGAAAGAGGCUGCCGACAGCGUCACAGUCUAGACUCUCAGCUUCGCCAGGAUACGAUCUUUUGGCUGCUUUCUUCAUGGCUAUAUCCCCAGCGCCUGGAGCAGGGCCAGGUCUCCCACGUCUUUACCAACUUUGGCAAGGGCAUCCGCUACGUGUCUUUUGAGCAGUAUGGAAGAGACACGCGUUCCUGGGUGGGGCGCUAUGGCGCCCUCGUGACCCACUCCAGCGUGAGGGUCAGGAUCCGCCUGUCCUAGCUAACCGGCCUGAUCCAGCCUUCCGGGACAGACUGCCAUCUGCCAGACACCGUCGUCAAUCAAGGUCGGCUCUGCAGCCAGGAGCCGGAGGAUGCCCGGGGACAGUGGGGGUCCCGUGUAGCCUGUUCCCGGAAUGUUUCCAGUGAACCCCAAUUGCUGCUGCUUCAGCGUGGUGGCCCCCAUGCUAUUCGAGAAACCAGGGAUCCAACCAGGCUGGCCACUUUGCUUCCCCAGCUUCCCAGGGGGAGUGUCAAAGAGUAACUAAGAGACCUGUACUUGCAAAUUUUUUUCUCACAUGUGUGGACAUCAGUUGACAGACUGAGUCAAAAAACAAAGGCCAAACCAGGAUUUCAAAUAGAGGAAAGCUGCUGACAAUCUUGGACAAGGACUCUUAUCAGCAUGUUUUGGGGGCAAGGUGAUUGCUGGCAGGGAGCAGAGGUCCUUGAGGGGACCAACAGAAGCCUCAAAGGGAACCCUUCCUGUUGUUUUGGGGAGUCUCUGGGAUUCGGCAGUGGGGCCUGUGCAACCUCCUCCAGCACCACGCCCAUCAGCACCUCCCUUCUGGGCCAGACUGGUGCCAUUUCUUUCAGAAUUUCUGAGGCCAGUUCUGCGCUGACCCACGAACUGUAUCCUCCACCCCCACCUUCUGCCCCUGCCUCAGGGGCAGCUCGCCUCCUGUCAGGCGACAGCCUCCUUUUCUCCACACAUGAGCCCGCUUGGAGAUGGACCCCAGGAGCAAGGCAUGCUGUGAAGGAAAGCUCUCCUUUCCCCAACUGAGCGCAGCCAACAAGCUCGCUCAAUAAAAUCGGUGCUAAGCGUGAGGUGAUGGGGGAUUUUCGCCUGUAAUCGAUGCACUUGUUUGCCCCUAGCUCCGAUCCUAAAAGGCCUUAUGGGAUGUUUCCAAUCGUGAGAACUUCAGGUGUGCUCAGUGAGUGCCGUGCAAGAAACAGAGGUGGGCUUCGAGAACCCAGAGAGGGGCUACAGGGCUCACCCAACAGCUCCUGUGCCCGAUCUCAGCUGUUCUCCCAGCAGCUCUCAUGGAGGCAGUCAUCACUGCCAUUUAGUCCCGACAGAAACGGGCUCAGAGUUUAAGAGGCGUGCCCAGCGUCAUCUGGCCAGGAAACAGGGGGAGCCGGACUUACACCAGACAUUGGGCUCCAAGGCCUGAUGAUAUAAGCUCAGCUCCCAAAUUUUAAAACCUAACAUGGCCAAGCACAUGAUCGGGUGAGGUCAGCAUCACUCAGUGCCAUUUUCCAAGGGAGGAAACUGAAGCCGGAGGGGGAAGCAAAUAUACCCAGAGUCACAGAACAAGGAAGAGGUGGAGGCAGGAUUUGAACCCAGGUGUGUGUGAGUCUGAGAAUAACAGAAGA